Molecule: messenger RNA, 645 nt
Organism: Nelumbo nucifera (sacred lotus)
Lineage: Eukaryota; Viridiplantae; Streptophyta; Magnoliopsida; Proteales; Nelumbonaceae
Biological process (GO): defense response to other organism
Cellular component (GO): plasma membrane
Source: RefSeq, a predicted model, not a curated record
AUGGAUCAACAACCUCGUCCACCGGACGGAAUUUCCGGUGACCCAAGAAACGGAAAACUACUCCGGCCGCCUCGCAGGACCAACCCAAUCAUCUGGUGUGGUGCAAUCCUAUGUGUUAUUUUUAGCCUCCUCCUCAUUCUCGCCGGAAUUGCCACUCUGGUCAUAUUCCUUGUCGUCAAGCCGACACACCCCAUUUUUGACACCACAAAGGCAAAUCUCAACAGCAUCUACAUCGAUUCGCCGGAGAACCUUAACGGCGACUUUACCUUCCUUGCAAACUUUUCCAACCCAAAUAGGAAAAUUGACGUGAGAUUCGAGUCUCUGGACAUAGGGCUUUACUUCUACGACAGGUUUAUCGCGACUCAAGGGCUCCAAGCAUUCUCGCUGAAACGGGGAGAGACUAGGUUGGAGUUGGUUCACAUGGUGUCAAGCGAGGUUUAUUUGCCUCCAAAUCUGGCGUUGGAGCUUCGGAAACAGGUUGAAAACAACAGGAUUCAGUAUAAUAUAAGAGGAACGUUUAGGCUGAGAGCUAGCAUUGGCCUCAGCCAUUUUUCUUACUGGUUGCAUGGGAGAUGCCAGGUUGAGAUGACCGGUCCACCGAAUGGUGUCCUAGUUGCUCGAAGUUGCAGAACAAAAAAGAGGUGA